UCUCGGGACAAAAAAGUAGCAAAAAAUCGCGCCCCAUAACCGCGGUUUCAAAACACACACUCCCAGUUCUACGAAUCGCCGCGACCAUUCUAAACCCUACUUCAAGGAUUCAAAUCCUCCACACUUUCUUUCUUCCUUUGAUUUCGGCUUUGGCUUAUUGGCCGAAUCUAUGGAGGAACCUUCUACUUCGCCGUUGCCUGCGGCGUUUCUUGAUUUUCUGAAGGAAAAUGAUCUGGACCCUUCCAUUUACGCUGCUACUGAUUCAACCCCUCGUUAUGUCAGGUUGAAGCCUGGCUAUGAAGCCGAUGUGGAGGAGAUAGAGGCCGAGAUCAAGUGCAAGCUUGAGAAAGUCAAUUGGCUGCCUGGAUUCUAUUCCCUUCCGCCCGAUGUGCAAAUUGCUGGUUCCCAAGCUUACAAGACAGGAAAGAUAUAUGGAAUAGAUGCAGCUUCCGGUGCUGCUGUUACUGCCUUAGACGUUUCACCGGGAAAUCAUGUCCUUGAUCUUUGUGCCGCUCCAGGGGCCAAACUUUGCAUGAUCGUAGACCUUCUUGAUGGUUUGGGUUCUGUGACUGGAGUAGAUGUAUCUCAGCAUCGUUUAGCUGCUUGUAGAACAAUGCUGCAAAAAUAUGCUCUUGGUGAUAUUUGUCGACUUUUUGUUGCUGAUGGAGCAACAUUUUCUCUCAUUCCCGUGAAUGUUACUUCAGAGUCUAGAUCAGAUGAAUCUACAUUAGAAGAUAGUGUUGACAGAUUGAAGGAGUGGACGUCCAGAAAAUCUUGGAAGGAAAGGAAGAAAGCGGCCAUAGCAAAACAAAACGCUGCUGCAGAGUUAGUCCAGAGGUGUCAGGAACCAGAACUUAUCUUUUAUGGGCUGAAAUCUGGCGUGGUUGGGUUCACUAAGAGUGAGAUAUACCGAAGUCCUUCGGAAAGUGAGUUAUUGAGCUAUGGGUAUGAUAGGGUCUUAGUGGAUGCUGAAUGCACUCAUGAUGGCUCUAUAAAGCAUAUACAGAAAUUUGAAAGUUGGGGUUGGACAUCUCUUCAGCGCAGAGUAUUGGACGCUGAGCGAACAGAUAAUUUGACUGUACUUCAGUUGAGACUCCUUACCAAUGGUUUUCGGUUGCUAAAGUCUGGCGGGAUACUUGUCUACAGCACUUGCAGUCUUACAGUAGCACAGAAUGAGGAUGUUGUGGAACAGUUUCUCAAGGAUAAUGCUUCCGCAGAGUUGCAGGAGAUAGAAGCGGCCAGAAAUUGGCCGUGCAAGAGUGGACGAAUACCAAAGACCCUACGUUUUGAUCCAUGGGCAUCACAGACAAGUGGGCUUUUUGUAGCGAAGUUCUUGAAGUUGGCUGAAUAAAAAGCGAGAAUCACGUGGCCACAUCUCGUUUUGGCGUAAUUGGAGACUGUGAUAAUGUAAUCAACUCUGCUGUACAGUGUGCUGUGCUUCAGAUGUGAAAAAGGUAUUUACACUCGAUCAUUCAUUAAGUAACAGAAAUGGGCAAAAGUCGAUCUGAAGUUUGUGCCAGGGACAAAACCCGGGUUAAGGGAAAAUUUUCGACUUCGGUUCAUUGUUUGACAUAGAAUUAAGAACGUGUCAAAUAUUGAACGGAAGAAGUAUGCAAUAGUCUUGUUGAUGUUUUGUUACACUGCACCCCUCUUUUGAAAUUUUACUUUAUAAUGUUAACCACUGGAGGAGAUAUGAAGCCAUUUGUAUUCAACUAUUGCUCAGAACUAUUUAUAUUUUUGUUAAUUGUUUU
Cucurbita pepo subsp. pepo (vegetable marrow) is the source of this 1751-nucleotide messenger RNA. Its product is annotated as S-adenosyl-L-methionine-dependent methyltransferases superfamily protein. The record is from RefSeq and is a predicted model, not a curated record. NCBI's taxonomy places the organism in Eukaryota, Viridiplantae, Streptophyta, Magnoliopsida, Cucurbitales, Cucurbitaceae. Gene Ontology annotation, molecular function: RNA methyltransferase activity. Gene Ontology annotation, biological process: RNA methylation.